Messenger RNA from Chelmon rostratus (copperband butterflyfish), 2388 nucleotides. It is a transcript of the gene npy8br, whose product is annotated as neuropeptide Y receptor Y8b. The transcript is spliced from 2 exons. NCBI's taxonomy places the organism in Eukaryota, Metazoa, Chordata, Actinopteri, Chaetodontiformes, Chaetodontidae. The record is from RefSeq and is a predicted model, not a curated record. Gene Ontology annotation, cellular component: plasma membrane; neuron projection. Gene Ontology annotation, biological process: G protein-coupled receptor signaling pathway. Gene Ontology annotation, molecular function: neuropeptide binding; neuropeptide Y receptor activity. The coding region runs from base 251 to 1354 and encodes 367 amino acids.
AGUUCCUAUCAGUGAUCCCGGCUGUACUCCUCCCACCGUCUGCCAGACCUGAAACUCGGUCUCACCUGAUGCGGAGCGGCGCUCGGACUCGGACUGGGAACCAGAUUUCGGCAACACCUGAAGACUGACAGCGGCUGAGGAUGAAGGGAAGCUGUAAGAAAUGCAAAUAUUAUUCAUGAAGUAAUUACAGCAGGUGCGACACGACAAAUUAGCUCAGUUAGUCCUUUGAAGUGAGUCCAGGAAAAGCAUCAUGGAGCCGCAGCACAACACCAACCACAACCAAGCCUUGUGGAAGGAGAUACCGUGGGAUUUCACGGAGGACUGCUCGCUCUCGGUCAGCGGCACCACCUUCCUCAUCAUUGCUUACAGUACAGUUAUGGCUGUCGGGCUCAUUGGGAACUCCUGCCUCGUGUUUGUCAUCACACGGCACAAAGAGAUGCGCAACGUCACCAACAUCUUCAUCGCCAACCUGUCCUGCUCUGACAUCCUCAUGUGCAUCAUGUGCCUGCCGGUCACUAUUAUCUACACCCUGAUGGACCGCUGGAUCCUCGGAGAAGCCCUCUGCAAGCUCACGCCCUUCAUCCAGUGUAUAUCAGUCACCGUUUCCAUCUUCUCCCUCGUCCUCAUCGCCAUGGAGCGCUACCAGCUCAUCGUCCACCCGACCGGAUGGAAGCCGAUGGUGGGCCAGUCCUACUUGGCUGUGGCCAUCAUCUGGAUCGUGGCCUGCCUGAUCUCGGUGCCUUUCCUCUCGUACAGCGUCCUUACUUUGCCCUUCCAGAACAUGAGCAUCCCCCUCCCAGUCAGCGACCACCUGGUCUGCAUGGAGCGCUGGCCGUCGGUUCAAGAGCGGCGAGCUUACACCACCUCCCUGCUCGUCUUCCAGUACUUCCUUCCUCUGGCCCUCAUCAUGGUCUGCUACCUGCACGUCUACCUGCGCCUCAGGAGGAGGAAGGACAUGGUGGAGCGCGGCAGGAACGCCACUCAGAAGAAAAACAAGGGCUCCACGAGGAUCAACGCCAUGUUGAUCUCCAUAGUGGUGGCAUUCGCCCUGUCCUGGCUCCCUCUCAACGUCUUCAACACGGUGUUCGACUGGAACCACGAGGCCAUCCCAUCCUGCGGCCACGACAUCAUCUUCUCAUUCUGCCACCUCACGGCCAUGGCCUCCACCUGCGUCAACCCCGUCAUCUACGGCUUCCUCAACAGCAAUUUCCAGAAACAGCUCAAGUCCACCCUGCUGCGCUGUCGCUGCUGGGGGGUGGCGGAGAGGUACGAGAGCGUCCCGCUGUCCACCGUCAGCACAGAGGUCACCAAGGGGUCGAUCUUGAGCAACGGAUCCAUCAGCAUCAACACUUAGACCCCGGCCCGUUCGCUCAAAGACAAAGAAACUAGUGGGGCCUCUUCCGCCCUCAUUGUGUCAAACGUUGGAGCUUUUCUUGCUUCGUUGAGUCCGAAAGCAAGGUUGACAUUUACAAAGUUAUUACCCUCACAACAGCAGCCCAGAGGGAGUCGACUGAAGACACUCAGCCAGCAUGGCGCGGUGCCCAGUGUGAGUUCACAUGUAACAGGAAGUAGAUAACAAAAUGAUGGUACAAAGGUUGGACAAGUUUAAGUAUUGUUGGGCGACUGAAGGCACUUUACGCGAGCACUUUUGCAGCUGUAGUCUGUACAGUCCACUCUGUGGCGCACACGGGCGAAGACGCAGCAUUUAGGCAUCCGCCAUGUUUUCUUCCUGAAGCUGAAAUGAACGAGAGCUGUUUCGGGUUGUUGCUCUUCACACUCUUACCUGCUUCACAUGUGAGCAGUGGAACCACGGCCAGUUUUUGGGGAGCUGCAGAUGUUCUUUUAAAUUUUGCUGUUUUAUGUUAUUAGUAUUGAUGAGAAUAUUAAGGGAUUGUGAACUGUGAUGUGUUAAUGAAGAGUAGUUAAUUACAUUACUGAAGGGGAGAAUAUUAGUGCUUUAAAUGUGGCUCCGGGCGCCGAUUUGCUGCCAUCAUCUUUCAUGUAUUUCUUAUUACCUGAAGUCGCGUUCGAUGUAACGACGUUUCGCAGAAAACCUCGGCAGCAGCCGUAUACCUGUCCGCCAAGGUCUGCGCUCCAGUAUAUUGUACAUGUCGGAUGUUUUAUCUCAUAAAAUGUGCCAUACAAUAACCAUAUAUCAAAGUGCCAUGAAGCUAAAUAAAAGUGGCAGUGAAGGACUCGGUCAGAGCUGCUGUAUAUAACACGACUGAAUCCAUGUACAGCCUGUGAAAUAUGUGACACACUUAUAGUUUAUGGUGUGGUGGGGAAUAAAGAGCACUGUGUAGCAUAGCAGAUAUCUCCUGAGAAACCUGUUAGUCACUUCUCUCUGUGCUAUUGAACUGCAUUAAAACAUUUACUAUCACCUAUAAA